AUGGAAUCUAGCACUAUUCCUGUUCAAUCUGAAGCCGCUGGAGUAUGGGAUUGGCCAUUGCAACAGGGUGAUGGUGUUGUUAAAGUUUUGAAUACCAAACAUAAAUUUGAAGUUGGCUUGGAAUGCCAUUUUUUUACUCCAAAUGAAAUUGAAGUAAAAGUUUCUGGCAAUGAAGUUUUAAUUUACUGUCACCAUGAUUCAAGAAAUAAUGAAUAUGGUUCAGUAAAAAGAGAAAUUCAUCGUGCAUACAAAUUACCAAAUGACGUUGAUGUAACUACCGUCAAAUCUCAUCUUUCAAAUAGAGGAAUCUUAACAAUUACUGCAGACAAGAAACAUUAA
Messenger RNA from Strongyloides ratti, 339 nucleotides. Its product is annotated as Alpha crystallin/Heat shock protein family and Alpha crystallin/Hsp20 domain and HSP20-like chaperone domain-containing protein. The coding region runs from base 1 to 339 and encodes 112 amino acids. Gene Ontology annotation, molecular function: protein folding chaperone. The transcript is spliced from 2 exons. Gene Ontology annotation, biological process: response to heat; protein refolding. The record is from RefSeq and is a predicted model, not a curated record. NCBI's taxonomy places the organism in Eukaryota, Metazoa, Nematoda, Chromadorea, Rhabditida, Strongyloididae.